This is a messenger RNA of Wasmannia auropunctata (little fire ant), 2708 nucleotides long. RefSeq lists its product as uncharacterized. Gene Ontology annotation, biological process: regulation of transcription by RNA polymerase II. Lineage: Eukaryota; Metazoa; Arthropoda; Insecta; Hymenoptera; Formicidae. The transcript is spliced from 6 exons. Gene Ontology annotation, cellular component: nucleus. The coding region runs from base 379 to 2148 and encodes 589 amino acids. Gene Ontology annotation, molecular function: RNA polymerase II cis-regulatory region sequence-specific DNA binding; DNA-binding transcription factor activity, RNA polymerase II-specific. The record is from RefSeq and is a predicted model, not a curated record.
GGCGUAUAUAUAUAUAUGUAUAUUUAUCAAUGAGGCUCUAUGCCACGUUGGCAGUUUAGCGCUGCACGGUAUUUUUUCGUAGAAAAGGCGUUAUUCCGUCAAUUUACGUAUAGAUAUUUUUGAAUAUUGAAAUUGUGAAAAUGUCGAUAUGACAAAGUGCGGAAGGUGUUAAACACGAGACUUUUCGACGGUUCGAAGCGUGUGCUCGUAGCGUGCCUCAGGGUGGGGCGAAGAUAAAAGUGAGAAGUGGGUAAGAAGCAAAAUUUAGGCUGCUUCCUCGCGUUGCACUUGCGACUGUUUGCGACUUCACUUAAUCGGCGAUGAUCAUACGUGUCGUUAACUGUUGACCGGUACACCGACAACGAUUUCAUUACAGUGAUGUCGUCAGACAUGAACCUGUUUGAUUUGCUGGAGGACACGUUUCUGAAAGGGGACAUUAUUAAGGAUGAGCUAUUUGAUCAUAAUUAUGGCGACGUCAUUACGGCAGAAGAAUACCCAUCGAAUUCCGAUGACCUAUUUGCCUCGAUCUUGAAAAUGGAGGAGGACCCAAAUCUUGAUUUCAACUUGAUUGGGAAGGAUCUAGAAACAAUCGCGUCCUCCUCGUCGGAUAGUGGACUCUCUAGUGCGCUGAGUCUUUCCUACGAACAGCAAUUGAGUCCAUUCCUUUCGAAGGCGGACAAUAAUGAGGAAGAGGAGAUCAUUAAUUCUGACUUGAACAGUCCGCAAGAUUUUGUAGACUUUGAGGCUGCGGCCAGUCCGUCUUUAGCUAGCGUAGAUAGCCCUGUCAGAUCUGUCAUGAGCUCGAAUAUCGGUUCACCGAUCGCCGACAUGGCCGAAGAGAUGGAUUACGAGCAAUCUUUAGUUGCCAUUGUAACGCCAAACAAUACUACGCCAAGCUUGAACGCUACUAUCGCCACGGAACAACCGGGUGUUGAUAUCGAUUCAGCACCUAAACAGCAAAUUCAACCAACGCCACAAGAAAAUACUGUAAAUAUUCGCAAUUUAACAUGUAACGGAAAGCGAAAUAUUCGACAAUUGAUACGCGUUACUCCAAUGGGUUCUGGUAAUCCACGAUCUAUUCUAUUGCCAGUGAGUCUAAAAGAUAUGAAGGAAGUCCGAGCUAUUAAAAUCAUGACAACACAAGCGAAAAAUUUGAAAGGCUUCAAAAUCAAUCAAGCAAACAUAAUAAAUAAACCUAUUCAGAUGACUAUCAAACAAGAGGAUUCUAAUAGUGAUAAAGGUAAUUCCAGUGAUGAGGUGACGUCAGAAACGGACUCAACUUAUCCACGACUAAAGUUAAAUGCUGAAGAAAAGCGAUUAUUGCAAAAAGAGGGCAUUACAUUGCCCAGUCAUUAUCCGCUGACAAAGCACGAAGAGCGUGAGUUAAAGAGAAUCAGACGCAAGAUCCGUAAUAAAAUAUCCGCGCAGGAUUCUCGCAAGAGGAAAAAGGAAUACGUGGACGGCUUGGAAGAUCGCGUGAAGCAGUGUACAGAGGAAAAUAUAACUUUGUUGAAACGAAUUAAAGCCUUGCAGUCGCAGAAUCAAAGUUUGGCCGGACAAUUAAAAAGACUACAAGCGCUCAUACAAAAGGGUAACAAGAGCGCCCAACCGGCAACUUGUCUGAUGGUCUUGCUGCUUUCGUUAGCUCUUGUCGCUCUACCGAAUUUGCGACCACAUUCCAACAAUAAUAAUGAUUUAACACAAGAACAGGAGCAGCCUGAGAAAACAUCGCUCGCAGGUCGCUCGAGGACUUUACUGUAUACGAAGCAGCUAAUGGAUGAAGAAUUGCAGCAGUACGGUGAGUUGUUGCAGGAGGUCGAAGGCCUUCUGGAUCAUGACUACAGCCCAGUAAUACAGAUGCCUCUCUACAAACGUCCCCGCAUUGACAAUGAAGCUACUCCUAAGUACGUCUCUUCUAUAAAUCAUGUCGGAGGAACGCUUGGCUUGAAGUCAGAUCUUGCCAUCUCAAAGAAGAAGAAACAAUAUAUCGAACCACCGUUGGAUGAUAUAUGGCCGCCGCCAAAUCCAGGCGGGCAGAAAACAGUCAAAGUGGAUAAGCUCGAAGCUCUUACUAACGAACUCAAGAUCAACAUCUCUGACGCCGAAGGCACUAGAACAGUUCUUGUCAAGAUGCCUCAGGAUAAGUAAGACGUGUUUACUUUUGUGUGCAGCGAUACAGUAGUAUCUUAUUUUAGCUUAGGAAUUCACGACGAUUAGAAAUAUAUUUUAUUAUUAGAGCGGCAGUAAAGUAAAUUUGUUUCCUUUGGUCGUUUUAAAAAUUAUUGAUAGUCAACGUCAUUAAAACAACUUUUUGAUAUCAAUAAUUGAAAUAAUAACUAUGUUCAAGAGACGCAAUAGUUAUACAACCGUUGAAUAAAAAAAUAUUGCGAAUAAAUAUCUAUGUAUAGAUAUAGAUAAUUAUUUUUUAAAGGCCAAUUAUUCAGUUGUAUUUUCUACAUGCGGCCAAUAUAUUUCUCAGCAGACAUCGAAUUGUCGAUACUAUUAACAUAAUGAUUUAAUAAUGUUAAACUGUGAACCGCAGACGGCCGCAGUCAUACAACAAUCUUAUUCGCUAAAUGUGGUUCACAUAUACAUAUUUGUAUGUGUAUGUGAGUGGGAAAUGGAGGGAUGGAGCAAAAGGGGGAUGCUCUAUGUGCAAAAUUUUCUAAGAAUUUUUAAUGAUUAGAUGACUUUUAUUUACUAUUUAU